Nylanderia fulva is the source of this 1378-nucleotide messenger RNA. The record is from RefSeq and is a predicted model, not a curated record. NCBI's taxonomy places the organism in Eukaryota, Metazoa, Arthropoda, Insecta, Hymenoptera, Formicidae.
UGUACCAUCUUUUGAGAUUGUGCUACCUGAUUUCGCAUACUUUUCGUACAAUAUAAGAUUCUACCUAACUAAAGUGUUCUCGAGAAUAAUAAAUAUUUGUUUGAAGAUUUUCAAAUUUACUUAAACAGUAUCAAAGUUAACGCCGUCACAUAAAACAAAAAUACAAUUGAAUGUAUUUUCUUAAACCACACCAAUUAAAAAAUGCAUGUUUUAAAUUUGACAUUUUCUAUUGUUACGUUUGUUGGAUGCUUUCGACCGCUAUCGUGGACGUCAUUGUUUAAACGUGUUAUUUAUAAUCUCUACAGAUCAUUUAUAAUUACCCUUUUAUAUACUUUUGUAUUUCUACAAUUUUUGGAUAUUGUUUUCAAUGUUGAUAAUCCCGACGACUUUACUGAUAAUUUGUACAUGAUGUUGAAUGUAUCUGUUUCGGGAUAUAAAUUGCUGAUUAUGUGGAUUAAUUAUACGAACGUCGCAAUAUUAAUCAACAAACUUAAUGAACAGCCAUUUAAACCACAGGAUUUAGGCGAGCUGGAAAUUCGCCAGAAAUAUGAUAAACUAAUACGAAUGAACACGUUACGUUAUACGAUCCUAAUUGAGACAUCAUGGUCAUGUACCGGCUUGACGUCAUUGCUCGCCGAUUUCAGGCAUAGAAGAUUAACAUACAGAUCGUAUGUAAUAUAUGAUUAUUCGUCUUACAUGGUAUUUUGUAUCAUGUACGCUCAUCAGUUUCUAAGUACAUUCUAUUGCGCUACUGUAAAUGUAGCCUGCGAUACUCUUAUAUGCGGUCUCUUAAUGCAUGUGUGCUGUCAAAUCGAAAUCUUGGAGUAUCGUUUAAAAAAGCUCAUGACAGAUCAAAAUAUUCUGAAUUACUGUAUACAACAUCACAACAGUAUAUUUGAGUUUGCGUCUUUAAUAAACACAAGAUUCUCGCAAAUAAUCGGAUUCCAAUUUAUGACGAGUACAUUGAUAAUAUGCUCCAAUUUAUUUCAACUUAGCAAAUUGUCACUGAGCGCAGAAAGUAUUUCAUUAGUCGUAUAUACAUGUUGCAUGCUGACACAAAUAUUUAUUUAUUGCUGGUUCGGACAUAAAGUCAAAACAAAGAGUGUGAAACUAGCAGAUAUGAUUUAUCAAAUGGAAUGGCCAAUACUAAAAAAUAGCAUUAAGAAAGAUCUUAUAAUGAUUAUACAACGUGCGACGAUACCUAUCGAGUUUGUUAGUGCACAUGUCAUUAGCUUGAAUUUAAACUCUUUUGUAUCGUUGCUUAAAUUAUCAUAUUCCGUUUAUAAUUUAUUAAUACAAAUGCAAGAGAAAUAAUACAUACACACGUAAUCUAGCCUCUAUCUUGGAUGCAUAUUUUGGUAAAUAAGUUAUCUGUAUA